Molecule: messenger RNA, 2670 nt
Organism: Penaeus vannamei (Pacific white shrimp)
Lineage: Eukaryota; Metazoa; Arthropoda; Malacostraca; Decapoda; Penaeidae
Source: RefSeq, a predicted model, not a curated record
AUGGUGCGUAUGGUGGCUAUGGUGGGUAUGGUGUCUAUGGUGGGUAUGGUGGUUAUGAAAACAGUUGAGGGAAAGAACAAGUUCAAGUAUUACUCAAGAGGUAUCAGUAUUACUCGGGAAAAAACAAAUUCAAGUAUUACUCGAGAAAGAACAAAAUCAAGAAUUACUCAAGAGGUAUCAGCUAGAGAAAGAACCCUGUAUUACUCGAGAAAGAACAAAAUCAAGAAUUACUCAAAAGGUAUCAGCAUUGCGCGAUUAAAGAACAAAUUCAAGACAUCAGUCUUGCGUGACGAGUGUAUUGGUAACAACAGCGUUCAGUGGAAGUCAGAGGCACAUAUUGUACAAGGUAAGCCCCGCCCACAAGUCAGCUGGUGGCACGAGGGAUCCCUUCUUGAUGACGUCAUAGAGAUGCCAAGCGGUGACGUCACCAGGAACAUCCUAACCCUGCCUAAUCUGACCCGACAGCACCUGUACAGAGUCCUCACGUGUCAGGCAUCGAACUCGAACAUGUCCUUACCUUCAGCUGCGACUGUGACCUUGGAUAUGAGCUACCCGCCCCUCGAGGUCAACAUCCUGGGCAGCAACGCACCGCUUUCCGAGGGCGAGAGGUACUCCUUGGUGUGUGAGGCCUCGGGUUCGAGACCGGCCGCGAGUCUGACCUGGUGGAUGGAGGGGGUGCUUAUGACGGAUACCAAGGACCAGAUAUUGCAAGAGGGGAACGUGAGUCGCUCCACCUUGCACGUGGUUCCGACAAGGAGCAACGACGGGGACAUGGUGUCUUGCAGAGCCGAAAACGCCAUGCUUGAAGGGGCAGCCAUGGAGGACACUCGGAAGCUCAUCGUCUAUUACGCCCCCAAGCUGGUCCUCCGACCUGGCAUGAACCUCAACAUGUCCAACAUCAAGGAGGGCGAGGACGUCUACUUCGAGUGCGACAUCCAGGCCAACCCGAAGGUGUUCCGAGUCCAGUGGUUUCAGAACGGCCAAGAACUCCACCACAACGUCACGGCAGGAGUGAUCUUGAGCAACCCGAGUCUCGUCCUGCAACGGGUGACGCGGAAAUCCUCGGGGCAUUAUACCUGCCGGGCAAUCAACCUGAACGGGGAGGCCAGUUCCAACGCCAUCCAACUCAGCGUCAAGUUCGCGCCCGUGUGCUCCGCCGACCAGAAGUGGGUGUACGGCGGCGGUCGACACCAGCCCGUGAACGUGACCUGCAACGUGGAGAGCCACCCCGAGGCCUCGACCUUCAAGUGGGCCUUCAACACGUCGAGCGAGUACGUGGAGAUCCCGCAGGACCGCAUCUUCUCGAGCCGCAGCCGCAGCAUGGUCGCCUACACGCCGCAGACGCACCACGACUUCGGUUCGCUGCUGUGCUGGGGCGUGAACGACGUCGAGAACCAGAAGCAGCCGUGCGUGUUCCACAUCGUGCCGGCGGCCGUGCCCGAGCCGGUGCACAACUGCAGCGUGUGGCACAACGCCAGCGCGGCCGGCGAGGUGGUGGUGGCGUGCGAGGCGGGCUGGAGCGGCGGCCUCACGCAGACGUUCACGCUGGAGGUGCGGAGCCGCGUGCUGGCGGCGCUGCGGGACCAGCCGGAGCCGCACUUCACGGUGACGGGGCUGGCGCCGGGCACCGAGUACCGCCUGGCCGUCGUGGCCUCCAACGCCCAGGGCGCCGCGCCGCCCACCGUCCUCGUGCACCUCACGCCCAUCGACGUCGCCGAGAAGCGCACCAGCCCCUCCGCCGCCGACUCCGCGGGCGCCGGCUCCCUCGUCAGCCUCACGCCCAUCCUCGCCGUGCUGCUGGGCGUGGCGGCGUCGCUGGUCGUGUGCUCCGUCGUGCUCGUGGUCGUCAUGCGCGCCCGCAGCGCCAACGCCCGCGCCCGCGCCGCCACGCAGACCAAGAUCAUCUACGACAAGGCGUCGCCGACCGCCAAGGGCGCCGACGACGGCGGCUUCGUGCAGCAGGAGAGGGGACCCGACAUCAUCCUCGUCAAGAGCGAUACGAGGGUACCAGGUGAAGACAAACAGCUGGUGCGAGACUACCUGAGAGGUCGUGAUGGCUCUUUCUACAUCAACCCAGGCUCCUUGCUCAACAAUGGUGCAGUAGUGACCCGGGAGACGGAGGCCCUUCUGCCGGACCCGACGACGAGCAGCAGCGCGUGUAGCCAGGGCGCCCCCGUCACCCGCGUCACCCCGUCGUCCUCCUCCUCCUCGCCCUUCCUCGCCUCCGUCACCUCCCCGUCGCCCGCCCUCACCUCCACGGACUCCCUGGCUCGCUCCUCCUUCUGCUCGGGCGUGGCUCACCUCCCGCCUCCUCCGUGUCGACCAACAGCCCCCGGGGAUCGACGUUCGACGGUGGCGCCUGCACCCCGACUACUGCGCUCAGGAGGACCCCAGGGCGCCCCUCGUCGCUGCGCCCCUCGUCGCCGCCGCCGCCGCCGCCGCCAGGGAACUCCGUCUAGUGCGCCAGGUCGCUGUUCAGGGGCGGCCUUUGAUUUUGCUUGGUGGGAUAUAGACAUAUUCUACGAUCUUUUUGCGGCUCUCAUCCUUCAUUUACUGAAGGCGAAAGGUGAAAGGUUCAACCGGGUUCUCUGCGUUCAGGUGUCCAUGGGGGUUCUGCUUCCUUCGUGUAAAGAGAACUUGAAAGAACUCCAUGCUAAGUGCCAAGGUUGA